UGGAAUUAUUUGACAUCGCCGGCAAGGUCAUUGACUUAUGCCUUGUUGAUGAGGAAAAAAACGAUGCGAUCAAAAAGUUACGUCUGACCAUUGAAAGCUUAUCAUAAAAACAUUCGUUUACUAGAAGAGUCUAAGAUCAGUGAAAAAUUGAAGGAUGAAAUAAAACAGGACUUGUUAGAAGCUGAGAGGCUCAUUCAGGUCAUGAGAAACAACAAAUCCAUGUUUAAGUUCCUCGACGGGAUUUAAAAAUUUAUUGCCCAAGUCUAAUCUUGAGCAAAUUAAAGAGAUCAAUGAGUCCCUCCAGGACAAAAUUCAGCUUGUCCUGUUUGAAUUUCAGAUACAGAAUGAAAUUGGAGGUAAAAGGCGUCGAAAAUGGGAUAGCUCGCCUAAUUGGGACAAGACUUCUGUUAAAUAAGAAGUAUGUUCCAGUUAUAGGAAGUUCUAUUUUCUUAGACCCAACUUUACAAAGGAAUGAUGAUCUCUUCGCCAAGUCUACCUACAACACUGUUGAUAAUCUGAAGCCGCAGCUUCUGUACACUCUAGAAUUCUUGAAAUAAUGAAUCAAAUGUGAAAUAUUUGGAUGAAAACAAGAAAUAUAAAGAAAUUCUGAACAAGAAAGUUAACAAGGAACCUGUCAAAGAGAUCAGUAUUGGUCGUAUAGACUUCAAGGAUAUUUUCCCGAAGGAUAUUCUGAUACGGAUAUCGAAAGUUCAGUUCAAAAUUCAAUUUAAGAAGAUUGAAGAACCGAAGAAGGAAAAAGAUGAGAAACAAGUAAGGAAAGAUUCUGAAAAUUCAGAUGAUGAUUUGGAUGAUGUCUUGCAGAAAAUCGAAACAAUGAGCUUGGAAAAAGGAGAGGAGGCUAAAUUAGAUCCUAAGAAGACUUCCUCAGAUCUUCCAAGAAUUUCUAUCAACAAAACUUCUGAAAAAGGGAGUCCCCAGAAGGAAAGGAAGAUAUCCCAAAAGUCGCAGGAAGAUUCUGAAGAUGAGAUAUUUCUCACUGCGGUUAAUUGCACAACUGAGCUUAGAAAGCGUCAGGAGAAUAGUUAUGUGUUCACUAUACUUGACCAAAGCAGUAAUGGGACUUACAUCAACGGAAAUCUUAUUGGUAAAGGUAACUCCAAGGAACUUGUUGAUGGGGAUAAGAUUAGAUUCGCUGACACAGAUGAUUCAGACAAGAAAUACUGCUGCUAUAAGUUCAAAGUUGUUUAA
Moneuplotes crassus is the source of this 1209-nucleotide messenger RNA. The record is from the annotation of a GenBank genome assembly. NCBI's taxonomy places the organism in Eukaryota, Ciliophora, Spirotrichea, Euplotida, Euplotidae.